Salvia hispanica is the source of this 1365-nucleotide messenger RNA. Its product is annotated as protein trichome birefringence-like 38. The record is from RefSeq and is a predicted model, not a curated record. Gene Ontology annotation, cellular component: Golgi apparatus. Lineage: Eukaryota; Viridiplantae; Streptophyta; Magnoliopsida; Lamiales; Lamiaceae. Gene Ontology annotation, molecular function: O-acetyltransferase activity.
CCAUGUGAGUGAACCCACCCCUCUCUCUCUCUCUCUCCCUAUAUAUAUAAUGAGCUGAGAUAGAACAAUCAAACAACACACCAACACAAUGCUCUCCUCUUUGAAUCACCGCCAUUCCCUCAUCUUGCUUUCAGCGUUGCUCGUUUCGCUGCUGCCACUCCCGGCUGCAUCCGAGCUCGUUAACGCUACCCGAAGCAAAGAAUUACCCACUUCUUGCAAUCUCUUCCAUGGAAAAUGGGUCCCGGACCCUUCUUACCCGCUCUACCAAUCCUCCGGCUGCCCCUUCAUCGACCCCGAAUUCGACUGCAUUAAAUACGGCCGACCCGAUAAGCAGUUCCUCAAGUUCUCAUGGAAGCCCGACUCCUGCAACCUCCCUAGGUUUGAUGGGGUGGAUUUUCUCAAGAGAUGGAGUGGGAAGAAGAUCAUGUUUGUGGGAGACUCGCUGAGUUUGAAUCAGUGGCAGUCUCUGGCUUGUAUGAUCCAUGCUGCUUCUCCCAAUUCUAAAUACAACUACAUCAGACAGGGCACCCUCUCUUCUGUUACAUUCCAGGAUUAUGGAGUCACGAUACUGCUGUACCGAUCCCCAUAUUUAGUGGACAUAACGAGGGAGAAGAUAGGGAGAGUGCUGAAGCUGGACUCGAUUCAGCAAGGGAACGCGUGGAGAGGAAUGGAUAUGCUAGUGUUCAACACAUGGCAUUGGUGGACUCACAAAGGAAGCGCUCAAUCAUGGGACUACAUACAGUAUGGCUCCACCAUGUCAAAAGACAUGAACCGCCUCGAGGCCUUUUUCAAAGGGAUGACAACGUGGGGACGCUGGGUUGACCUCAACGUCGAUCCCACCAAGACCAGAGUGUUCUUCCAAGGGAUCUCUCCCACUCACUAUCAAGGUAGGGACUGGAUGGCGUCGUCAAAGACUUGCAACGGGGAGCAGCAGCCUCUGGAAGGGUCGACGUAUCCAGGGGGGACGCCAAAAGAGGUGGAGGUUGUUAAGAGCGUGUUGAGCAAGAUGCAGAAGCGCGUUUAUUUGUUAGACAUUACGUUUCUGUCUCAGUUGAGGAAGGAUGCUCAUCCAUCGGCUUAUAGUGGCGAUCAUGCAGGGGUCGAUUGCAGCCAUUGGUGCCUUCCCGGGUUGCCGGAUACAUGGAACCAGCUGCUCUAUGCAGCUCUGGUUAUGUGAUCUGCCCUUUCUUUGUCUGUGUAUAAUUAAUUGUCUUUUUUUUUUUUUUUUUUUUUUUAGUUUUAGGGUGACUAUAAACCAAUUGUGAUUAGUUUGAUUGAAGCACUAAGGGAGAAGAUCAUAUUCAAAUGUAAAAAUGUUCACUGAUUGAAUGAAAAGGAAAGUGUAGUUGUUGUUUUUUGGUUAAA